GACAUCGUACACGCACGGUUUGCACGGUGGUCUGCUACUUCUGCUGCCGCCGCCGCUGCUGCUCAUAUACUCGAUCGCGUCGAGGUGUCCGCGGCAGAAAUCGACAAAUCAGUGCUCGGUGCAGUGUAUUCCGCAUGUGCCCGUGUGUUCACCGAAAUAUCGACUUAUUUUGGGACGCCGUGUAAGAGACAUAGAAAAAAGAAGAGAGGCGCUACAGAAUCGCGCUGGCUAUUAUCCAGCAGGCUAAAAGAAAGAAGGACAAUUGCGCGCAUUAACGACACAGUGAAUGAAACGAACGAGGGGAGAAGGUGAGAAUCAUCGAGCGUAAUACAGCGAUGACACUGCCCGCAAACUCCUCGAGACUGCAGCAGCUGCAGGCUCGCUUUCAGCAGAAGCAGCUUCAGGAAAAAGAGCACAAACUGCUGCAAUUGUACGACCAGCAGCAACAGCGGGCUCAUCAAGUCGCUCAAAGAGGCAGUGCCGGCAGCAACGGAUCCAGCAAUGGAACGUCGGCCACCAAUUCCCUCAAUAAGCAGCGGAUGUUCGAGGACAAUAACCGACGUCAGGCGAACGCCAAAGGCAUCGACAAAAGCUACCCUCUGGAACCGCUGAGCAAUGGCUCGAAGAAGCAGAUGACAAACGGCAAGAGCGGCAGCAGCAAGAUCGCGAGCAGCAGCAGCAAUGGGACGAGCAGCUGCCGUCGCGGUACCCUCAACGGAACCAGCACCGUCAAUAAUAAGCGAACGACGACGACGAAAACAACAGGAAGCACGAACGGACGCAGCUCGGUCACUGUUCAACAGCAACGCGAGACUACGUCCUACAGCACGAGUCGAGCUAUUUAUCGCGAAUCCGUGAGCCAAGGCGAGAAGAAGCAAAACGGCACCGACGAGGAGCAGUCGUCCUGUAACAGACGCCAGAGCAACGGACACAACCACUACGAGAUAAACAUAGACGACGUGAUCGAUAACGAGGCGAUGCAGCGAAAUCGCAUGCUGGCCAAAUUCAAUCAGAGCGACAUAGAGAAGAGGCGUCGCAGGUACAGCGAGGAGCCCAAUCUGCUGGUCGAGGUGCGCGACGGAGACGCCAAAUCGAACGGCAGCAACGGCGACGUCGCCACCCCCACAGCUCCUUCCAAGGCCAACGGCAGACGGAAAAUACCUAGGCAAUCGAGCUUGAUGAAGACGACCAAGAGCUCGGCCUUGAAAAUGAAGAAACCGUUGCGGACGCGAUCGGUGGCUGCAGCGGAUUCGCCCCACGACUGCCAUCGUCGACAUCGACGUCGACGAGCCGACGAUAGCAUUGGCAAUGUCGCGGAGACGACGCGUAACCACUCGUGCUGCGAAGAGAAAAUCCGCUGCUCUCUGGACGGGGACUGGUGCGAGCUCAAGUCCACGAGCCUCAUUCACGAUAUUUUACGCAGACAAAGCUGCAAAUCAGCCGCCGACGAGGCCGAAGGCAAAGUGCGCACGAUCGUCGGGAAGAUCGAGUACGAGAGGUCCAGGUCGGUGUCGCCGAUUCCUCCGGAUCCGGUGGCGAGUGGCAGCGGCGCCAACAAGUCCGCUAGCGCGAGCGCCAUCCCCAGGCCCGUUGUAGCUGGCCGUCGAACCUCGUUCGAAAUGAAACGCCUCAUGUUCGAGCAGAUCCAGGCGGAGAUCAGCCGACGCGACUCGCUCGAAGCGGCUGCCGUGCGACUGCUCGAUCAGACACUGAGCUCGAGUCCGGUGGCUGUGCAAGAGGCACGGCCGAUCCAGCCCGAGGACCGAUCGACCGCUCGAAUCUGCGCCAACGACGAGCGCGAGAACGUCCGAGGCUUCGAGAAGUACACGAGCGCUUGGCUAUUCAAGAGCCGACGAGACGAAGCUGGCGGUCCUGCGGCCGUCGUGCAUCACAGGGCUCCGUCCAAAUCACCGCCGCCUCCUGCCCCGAGAAAGACAGGCUGCAACGGCGGAUCGUCGGCCCGGCGCAGUCUCAGCUGCAGCAAGAUUUUCGAGCCUCGAGACUCGAUCGAGCUGACGCGCGGCAGAUCGCCUCCGACCGCUUGUGCUCGGCUUCGUCAUCGACAUCGACGCUCGCCGUCGCCAUCGCCACCGAAUCAUUGCCACUGCGAUCCACCGAAGGAAGAUCCUACAGUGCCUAAACAGCAACAACAACAAAAACAGCAGCCGCAAAGCCAGAGUUCUCCGAGCGUAAAAAGCCGUGUCGCUGAACUUAAAGUUCUAUUCUCUGGAGAGGGUGUCCCUAAAUUGUCGAAUUUGCCUACGAUUAGCGUUUCCACGCCUACCACUGCUACCACCAAGAACGACGAGUCGCCCAGUUGGAGAAGCAAAACCAGAAGCACAACUAGUCCUGCGAAAUCCGUCGACGCUGCCGAUGAAGGACGAUUGUUAUCGCCGACUGCUGCAAGUGCCAGCAGAUCCAGCCUUGAUUCAGCAACGGAUGAAACAACGGAUGAGAAGCAGUCGCCGUCGGUGCAGCCAGCCCCGAGGACGUCCUCCCUGUCGUCGAACUCGAGCAUCGCCACGAACAAGAGUCAUGGCUCGGCGGCCAGUGCAAAAGCAGCUGCAGCUGCGGCAGCGUCCACUGCAAGCUCCAGGAGCACGCCGACCCCGGCUGCCAGGACGUCGCCCGGUGGUGUCAAAACGUCUGCACAGAGCGAGGGCUCGUUGAACACGUGCAAGAUCUGCAAGCGUCGCUUCGCCUCUGAUCGAAUCGGCCUACACGAGAAGAUCUGCUCAAAGAGCGCCACGAAGAAGCGCAAAACGUUCGACACGCAGACUCAGCGCAUCAAAGGUACCGAGCUCGAAGAUUAUGCGCCCAAGCUCACGACACAAAGCAGCAAUAAUUCCAAAAAACUGCAGAGCAAGAGCCAACCGCAAGCUCCGCCCAAAGUCGAGUCUCAAAAGUCCAACUGGCGCCGCAAGCACGAGGACUUCAUCAACGCCAUACGCUCGGCCAAGCAGAUGCAGGCACAUCUGGCCGCGGGUGGCAAACUGAGCGAUCUGCCGCCACCCCCGGCGAGCGACACGAGCGAUUACAAGCAGUGUCCGCACUGCUCGCGCAGAUUCAGCCCCGGAGCGGCCGAGAGGCACAUACCCAAGUGCGAAACUAUGCAGCACAACAAGCCGAAAGUUCAACCGCGCACCAGGAGCAAAAUUAUCUAAGCGAUGAUAUUAUACGCGUCACCGCCGCUCGACAUCGUCCUCGCAGACUGAUAUAUCGAUUGUUUUUUUGCGAAUUGUUUUACUUUUACUUACUUUUUUCUUUUCUUUUUUGAGGAAAAAAAAAAUAGAUUCGCGAAUGACUAUAGAGAGCAGCUAAUUAAUAUGAACUUUUAGACGAUAUAUGUAUACUUUUGUGCGAUUAUUGUUGCGUCAUUAACUCGUAAUGCCUAAAUUAUUGCAGUGUCCUUUAUGCGUGAUAACAUUUAACUAGAAAUACAUACUUGUAAACAUGUGUACGAUUAUGUAAGGAUAAUUAUAUAUAACUGCGCCAAUUUAUACGACUCGCGGAAUAAAAACUAAUUUGCUUCA
This is a messenger RNA of Trichogramma pretiosum, 3533 nucleotides long. Its product is annotated as zinc finger C2HC domain-containing protein 1C-like. NCBI's taxonomy places the organism in Eukaryota, Metazoa, Arthropoda, Insecta, Hymenoptera, Trichogrammatidae. The record is from RefSeq and is a predicted model, not a curated record. The transcript is spliced from 10 exons. The coding region runs from base 336 to 3164 and encodes 942 amino acids.